AUGUACACGGCUCGAUACACAACUUAUGUUGAGGGCAACUCUACCAUUGCGAGCGCACCGAGUCCAACGACACUUCUGGCGGGAAUGACCCCAGCAGACGGUCGAGGAGCAGUGGUAAACGACGAGCAAACGGCGAAAACGAUAAAGAAACAAUAUGGAGGGCAACUCUACUCGACCAUUGCGAAACUUGCGGACAUG
This is a messenger RNA of Mesorhabditis belari, 198 nucleotides long. The record is from the annotation of a GenBank genome assembly. NCBI's taxonomy places the organism in Eukaryota, Metazoa, Nematoda, Chromadorea, Rhabditida, Rhabditidae.